UAUGUAGGAAGACUGAGUGAGAAGCCCACAUUUGAGACCAUAAAAUGGACAUCUGGAACAAAGUGAUCAACUUGCUGUUUCUUAUAGGUAGGAUUACUACUUCUUGCUAUACAACACAUGCAUGGUUAAACAAUAGAACCAUAAAAACAUUUGCAUUUGCUUUUUGGAAUUGCAUUUUUCAUAGCCCCUUGAUUUUCAUUGGGUUUUAUACUGACUGACAUAAACUGCAUGCACAUGUCUGGAUGACCUCCUACCGUGAAGAUGCCAUCAUAAUGAAAACAAUACUAUUACAAUGUUGGUCUCAUGGCAGGGUAAAUAAGAGGGCUUAACUGGAUACUGGCCUAUAUGCUUUGCGCAUUUGAGUGGCAACAUCCGACAAACAGGUCCCCAAUUAAAGUACUGUACUGUACACGGAGUGUACAAAACAUUCGGAACACCUGCUCUUUCCAUGACAUAGACUGACCAGGUGAAUCCAGGUGAAAGCUAUGAUCCCUUAUUGAUAUCACUUGUUAAAUCCACUUCAAUCAGUGUAGAUGAAGGGGAAGAGACAGGUUAAAGAAGGAUAUUUAAGCCUUGAGACAAUUGAGACAUGGAUUGUGUAUGUGUGCCAUUCAGAGGGUGAUUGGGCGAGACAAAAUAUUCAAGUGCCUUUGAACAGGGUAUGGUAGUAAGUGCCAGGCGCACUGGUUUAAGUGUGUCAAGAACUGCAAUGAUGCUGAGUUUUUCACGCUCAACAGUUUCCGUGUGUAUCAAGAAUGGUCCACCACCCAAUGGACAUCCAGCCAACUUGACACAACUGUGCCAGCAUCCCUGUGGAACGCUUUCGAUACCUUGUAGAAUCCAUGCCCCAACGAAUUGAGGCUGUUCUGAGGGCAGAAGGGGGUGCAACUCAAUAUUAGAAAGGUGUUCCUAAUGUUUUCUACACUCAGUAGAUUGCAUGUGCAACAUGCUGCAAAUAUGGUUAUCCAUUGUCUUACUCUGCUUUUCCCCUGGUCUGAAUUCAUUCAACUUCUCAUUGUUUCUAAAAAAACAAAUAUAUUGUGUUUUAUAUUACCCUACCCCUUAGCACUCAUGGGAACAGUGAAGUCUGCUCUGAUCAUGGAUCCACCCCAAAGGAGAGUGGAAGUCCCUCUUGGCUCCUCUCUGACCCUCAACUGCAGUUUUGAGCCCCAGACUAGUGUCUGGGUGAAGUGGUAUUUCAACCAAAUCCGAUCAUGCUGUGACUCUAGUUCCAGUCAACUUUCCUCCCAUAAGAUAUCGGUCAACAAGACUGUGGAGCAGAAGGAUGGAGGUCAUGUCCUUCAGGAGUCUGGGAGAGCUUGGUCCAGACUGACUGUGAGAGAUGUCAGGCACAAUGACAGUGGGUGGUACUUCUGCCAGGUUGUGGUAGAAAUCCCUUUCCAUAGAAACAGUAAAAGCAAUGGAACUCAAGUUAUUAUAAGUAAGUACAAAAUAAAAUGUUCAUCUGAUUCAUCCUCCUUUCUUCAGCAUGUUCAUAAAUGUAUCGUAGUUAUAAUGGUAAUAUGUAUCAUACAACAGUAGCAUCAAUGGCAGCACUGCUAAUAUACAGUAUAUUUUUUAACUCAUUGUGUUCUUUAUAAUGCAGCUGGCAACAAGACAGAGAGUACCCCUCCAUUGAUGACAGGUAAAUCCUUAAGCUUCAACCAUAGAUGUUCCCUACAUCAUUUAGCAGACGCUCUUAUCCAGAGUGACUUACAGGAGCAAUUAGGGUUAAGUGCCUUUCACAUGGGCACAUCAACCGAUUUUUCACCUAGUUGGCUCGGGGAUUCAAACCAGCAACCUUUCAGUUGCUGGCCCAAUGCUCUUAACCGCUAGGCUACCUGCCACCCCUAUGAAUGUGUAUUUGUGCGUAUGUGUUUGUCCGUGUGUAUGUGUGUGCGUGCCUGCCUGCAUGCAUGUGUGCAUGUGUGGUUGUGUGUCAAUAUUUUUCUAAAUUACAAUGUUGAUUUCCAUACUUCUUCUUACUGUAUACAAAAUAAAUAAAAGUGUCUCUCUUUGAAGAAAUAAUAGACAUUUCCCCCAUGAUCUCCCUCCAACCAGUAACUCGGUCUCCCCACUCCAAUGGGGGUUUGCUUGUAGGCUGGAAGCUGUGGGUAGCAGUGGGAGCAGCGAGUGCCAUACUGGUCACACUGCUAGUGGUCAUCUUAUUACAACGAAGGAGUAGCAAGAUACAAAGAGGUACAAAUAUGUUUUUGCUAUAAAAAUUGAUUUAGCCAGUAGUAUACACACUUUUAACUGUAUUAAUCUUAACCAGAUCUAGUGACCUUCUAUGGCAGAGAGGAGUAGUUUGUAGAGGGGGAGGACGGUCAGAGCAUAUGAAACAGAUGAAAGAAAAUAAAGAUAAAUAUCCUAGCACUGAGAGAGAGCGAGUGAGUGAGAGAACAAUGAAAAAAACAGCAAGCCCUGUGCACUCAUUUAUAGAGCAGCUCGUAUGCUGAAAGACAAGUCUGCCUGUCUCACAGUCCUUAGAGUGUGCUGAAUGAGAGCGCAGGUGGUAUGUGGUUAGCAGCUCAGAGACAGAGCAGGGGAGAAAAUGACAUGUGUCAGUGUACAUCAGAUUGCAUGUGGUUACAGCCUCAUUCUUUGCAGCCUGUGUCUUGUCCUUUAUGCCCAGUCUACGACCUUCUUGAGAGUGCAGGCUGAUGUAAAUAUAUGUUGCUGUGACAAUUACUGUGGAGUAAAUUGUUUUGUUUUUCUUGUGUAUUUCUAGAGAAUCCUAUCUAUACCAAUUUGCCUCCACCAAACAGAUCUGCAGUAAAACAGCCCUCUCCGCGUCCAGGAAUACAGAUGGACAAACAGAAGAUUUCUCCUCCUUUAAAAGAUCUCAGGACCCCAACUCUUGCCAGAACCCAUGACAACAAACCCAUCAAAAUCCCAACUCCAUGCAAAGCAAUUGACAACAAACACCUCAAGAUCUCAACUCCACCCAGGGCCCAUGACAACAAACACCUCACCAAGACCCCAAAUCCACCUAGGGCCCAUGACAGCAAACACCUUCCAACUCCUGCCAGGGCACAUGACCUCAGGACCCCAACUCCAUCCAGGGCCUAUGACAGCAAAUGAUUCAUAUUUCCUCUCCUGAAACUUCCAACAGAUAAAACUAUCUCAGCAUGUAAUUUAGUAUCUUGUGAGUGAAGUCCGACUCUGUGCUAUCCUCUCUUACACGAACUAUCGCUUCAGUAUUGUUUUUGGUUGCUGUUCAUUCAUUUUCCAGCAGAUGGCAUGCUAUGGUAGCCUACUAAUUUAGGAUAAAUUAUCGUUGUAUAAAUAUUAUUCUCAGGGUCAUUUAAAGUUACCGGAGUUCAGUAAAGCAUAAUUUAGUAACAAGGAAAAUAAGUGCUAUUUUCUGGAAUGUAUUUUGUAUAGGUUGCCUUUGUAAAAAAGACGGUUUGGCAACACAUACUGGGCUUGAAAUACAUAUCUAUAGCUGUUUUUAGUGAAUUAAUAACAUUCCAUAUUUCAAUAUUUUCUUACAAUGGUAGUGCC
This is a messenger RNA of Coregonus sp. 'balchen', 3507 nucleotides long. The record is from the annotation of a GenBank genome assembly. Lineage: Eukaryota; Metazoa; Chordata; Actinopteri; Salmoniformes; Salmonidae.